CAGCCGGCCCUGGCCCGUCCCGCCGCUCGUCCCCAGCCGCUCUCAUCAGGGUCUGACGUCCCAGUACGGUCUGGAGGUCCCAGACCCGAGCAUCGUUUCUGGGGAAACGGGCGGCGGCGGUUUCUUUCCUUUCCUGCCGCCUCCAGUAGCAGAUGAGGAAACUGAGGCAGGGCAGCUGCAGCUCAAGGUCACCAGCAGCCCCGAGGGAGGGCAGAGCUACCGCCAACCCCCCCCCCCUAAAGUUUCCAGACAGCGACUUCUCGCUUGGUUGACUCACUUCCAAAGCCGGGCGUCAGGCCCUGAGGGUGCUGCCCCCACCCCCUGAGAGAGGAGGGUCUCUCCCUGUAGGGGUGGGGUGGGGGGCUCACCUGCCUUACGCAUCCUCUUUACAGGAGUGGGGGCAUGCCAGUCCCCACCCUCCGAGAGGGCUUGGGGGGCUUGCCCGAGCUCAGGCACAAAGCAAGUGGCAUGCCUCAAUGUCCCUGCCCGUGUGGUGGCAUGGCGGGCCACAGGCUCCUCCUCCUCUCCACGCUGGCCCUGGAACUCCUGGCAGGGGCUGGGGGCUCCCAGGCAGCCUUCUGGGGCCAGGGGGCUGCAGCCUGUCGCCUGGACGACAAAGAGAGCGAGUCCUGGGGGACGCUGCUGAGUGGGGAGAGGCUGGACACCUGGAUCUGCUCCCUCCUGGGCUCGCUCAUGGUGGGCCUCAGCGGGGUCUUGCCCCUGCUCGUCAUUCCCCUGGAGAUGGGCACUGCUCUGCGCUCAGAAGCUGGGGCCCGGCGCCUGAAGCAGCUGCUCAGCUUCGCCCUGGGGGGCCUGCUGGGCAAUGUGUUUCUACACCUGCUGCCCGAGGCCUGGGCCUACACAUGCAGUGCCAGCCCCGACGGUGAGGGGCAGCGUCUACAGCAGCAGCAACAGCUGGGGCUGUGGGUCAUUGCUGGCUUCCUGACCUUCCUGGUGCUGGAGAAGGUGUUCGUGGAUGGCAAGCAGGAGGGCCCAGGCCAGGCCCCCAGCAAAGACCCCACUGCUGCCGCCCCUGCACUUAACGGAGGCCACUGUGUGGCCCAGCCUGGCCUACAACCCAUCCGUAGCAGCAAAGUCAGUGGCUAUCUCAACCUGCUGGCCAACACUAUAGACAACUUCACUCACGGGCUGGCGGUGGCUGCCAGCUUCCUCGUGAGUAAGAAGAUCGGGCUGCUGACCACGAUGGCCAUCCUCCUGCAUGAGAUCCCCCACGAGGUGGGCGAUUUUGCCAUCCUGCUCCGGGCAGGCUUUGACCGGUGGAGCGCCGCCAAGCUGCAGCUCUCCACGGCCCUGGGGGGCCUACUAGGGGCCUGCUUCGCCAUCUGGACACAGUCCCCCAAGGGCGCAGAGGAGACUGUGGCCUGGAUCCUGCCCUUCACCUCCGGGGGCUUCCUCUACAUCGCGCUGGUGAACGUGGUGCCGGACCUCCUGGAGGAAGAGGACCCCUGGCACUCCCUGCUGCAGGUGCUCCUGCUGGGCACGGGCGUCGUGGUGAUGGUGCUCUUCUCCCUCCUGGCCGACUAGCCCGCUGGACACCCCACCCCCAGAGCAAUAAGAGACUUGGGCUCAUUCUGUGACCACGUGUGAGAGAGUGGGCGCGUGCGGGAGGACACACCCCAGCCAGACAGGCGGGCGGGAGGCAGUGGGGUGUGGCGUGUGCACGUGUACUCUGCAGAGGUGCGUGCGUGUGUGUGUGUGUGUGUGUGUGUGAGACCGACACUGUGAUCCCACGUGUGCUAGGCUUGGAGCCACACCUGGCCUCCGGCGCCUGUCAGUGAUCACCUCCCCAGGGAGGUGCACAGCAGGGGGUCCUGCAGCGGGACCCAUUGGGACCUCAAGGGGAGGCCUGUGCUGCAGGGAGCCCCACAGCUGGCCAGCCACCUGCGAGGGUUCAAGUCUUGAGAGCAGAAGACUCUCUGCUUCUGAGCACAGGUUCUGGGCAGUGAAGGGGCAAGGCCAGGUGGGUGCCUGCGUUGCUGCUCCCAGCCAGCCACCACCUCCAAGGCCUUCCCCUUGGUGGCCCAAGAAGAGAGAGGAGGCCGGUGCUCACGCGAACCCCCAGCCCGCUCCGCUCGUCACCCCCUCGGCCAGCGCCUGGGUCCCAGCCAGGGCUCCCUGCCAGCACCUACCGCUCCGGCCACCUCCGGCUGCCAAACAGAGGCCCGGGCCAGAGACCAGCGCAGCAGGCACCAGCCGAGACACUCCUGCCAGCGGCUGGGGCCCAGCACACCCACCAGGCCACCCUCUGUCAGCGCUCAGGAAUGUGUGCCUCCUCCGGGAGAAAGCUGAAGCCACAAUCCCCAGCCAUUUCCGUUGGCGGGCGCCCAGGGACUCAGCUGGCCCACUCUGGGCGGCUCAAGCUCGGCUGGUCCCAGGGGUCGGUUCUCAGAAGUGGCCUUCAAGAGGGGCUUUUAUAGCAAUUCUACUUGUAAAUAACUGUUAGAAGAGAUGCAAAUAAAUACCACCCACGA
Molecule: messenger RNA, 2492 nt
Organism: Echinops telfairi (small Madagascar hedgehog)
Lineage: Eukaryota; Metazoa; Chordata; Mammalia; Afrosoricida; Tenrecidae
Gene: SLC39A13
Product: solute carrier family 39 member 13
Exons: 10
Coding region: 403-1545 (380 amino acids)
Biological process (GO): intracellular zinc ion homeostasis; zinc ion transmembrane transport
Cellular component (GO): membrane
Molecular function (GO): zinc ion transmembrane transporter activity
Source: RefSeq, a predicted model, not a curated record